AAUAAUAUACAGUAGUUAACAAUUAAAAUUUAUAAUAUUUGAUGUAUUUAAACUUGUGAUGGAAUAUCGUCGUUACUAAAAUGGAUAUUCCGGCACUCACAUCCGCUCCCGCCACCCCAUUCCUUCAACGUUCCAACAUCAAACCACCGCCGCCGCCGCCGCCUGUCCAACACAACUCCAAUCCCAUAUCGAACACCAACAAUUCUUUAACUAAACACCAACUCAAAAACACCAACAUAAAACCCAUAGACCCUGUAGUUGCAUGGACCGCCUCCAUUUCCCGCCACUGCCGCAACCGCCAACUUUCUCAGGCCGCUUCACUUCUCACCCGAAUGCGUCUCGCCGGAGUAGAACCAAACCACAUCACAUUCAUAACACUAAUAUCCGCCUGUUCUGACUCCCCCUCGCAAACCAAAUUUCUCGGCCCUCCCAUGCAUGCAUACGCACGAAAACUUGGCCUGGAUACAAAUAAUGUGAUGGUGGGCACCGCUCUGAUCGACAUGUACGCAAAGUUUCGUCAGAUAGAACUCGCAAGAAUCAUAUUUGACGAGCUUGAGGUUAAAAAUUCCGUGUCGUGGAAUACUAUGGUUGAUGGGUAUAUGAGAAAUGGAGAGAAAGAAAAUGCGGUCAAGAUGUUCGACGAAAUGCCGCACAGAGAUGUUGUUUCUUGGACUGUGUUUAUUGAUGGGUUUGUUAAAAUGGGCGAGUUUGAGGAAGGAUUGGAGUGGUUUAGAGCAAUGCAGCUUGCCCAAGUGGAGCCUGACUAUGUAACGAUUAUCGCGGUUUUAUCAGCUUGCGCGAAUCUUGGUGCGCUCGGGUUAGGGUUGUGGGUGCAUCGGUAUGUUUUAAGGAAGGAUUUCAGGGAUAAUGUUAGGGUAUGUAAUACUUUGAUUGAUAUGUAUGCUCGAUGCGGAUGUGUCAAAUUAGCCCGUCAAGUGUUCGAUAAAAUGCCUAAGAGAACUUUGGUCUCGUGGAACUCGGUUAUCGGUGGUUUUGCUGCUAAUGGAUUUGCAAACGAAGCUUUGGAGUAUUUUGAGUUGAUGCAAAAGGAUGGGUUUCAACCGGAUGGAGUUAGCUUUACCGGAGCACUUACGGCUUGUAGCCAUGCCGGUAUGGUGGAUGAGGGUCUCAAGUAUUUUGAUAUUAUGAAGAGUGUGCAUAAAAUAUCUCCUAGAGUUGAGCACUAUGGUUGCAUAGUAGAUUUAUAUAGCCGUGCCGGUAGGUUAGAAGACGCGGUAAAUGUAAUAGAGAACAUGACAGUGAAGCCGAAUGAAAUUGUGUUGGGAUCGUUGUUGGCUGCUUGUAGUACUAGUGGAGAUAUUGGUUUAGCUGAAAGGUUAAUGAAGUAUCUUGAUGAUUUGGGUCCUGGUGUCGAUUCCAAUUAUGUGUUACUAUCAAAUGCAUAUGCAGCAGUUGGCAAAUGGGAUAGAGCAAGCAAGGCUAGGAGGACAAUGAAAGAACUUGGUUUACAAAAAAGGCCAGGGAUUAGUUCAAUUGAUAUUGGAUGUAGCUCUCACAAGUUUGUGGCUGGUGAUAAAUCUCACGACCAAACCGAUCAUAUUUAUGAAAUCUGAAAGAAAUGAGAAUUCCAGACUAUGGUUCGCCAGGUUCAGAAUCUGAAGCAAAUGCGACUAUCGGACUUCUCACUUGAUGGACGUUGUUACUCCAAAUCAAUUGGCCAGAUAAAAUUGUAUCUAUAUCAGGCAAUGUUGCUUCAACUGUCAGAACAAAAGAUUGCUUUUCACCGAGAGACUGGAAGCUAAGAACAUUUGGCUCAACUACUAUUUUAAGUCCUGCAGGAGAUCCUAUAUUUGAUGUAUAAGUUGUUGAUGUAUUUCCAACAUUUGUGACAGUUCUGUGAUAGACGCGAGUUACAGAUUUUCCUGAUGAUGACAUAGAAAGAGCAAAAGAAGGGUAAUUUAAAUCCCAAGCAGUUCCAUUUAUGGCUGCAGAACAUGCGCUUUUGUCUCCUGUAACAAGUUGCAGUUGUGUAGCAUUGUAUCCUUGUCCGCACAAAAAUUUAACAAAAUCAAUUUCUCCAGCA
Molecule: messenger RNA, 2044 nt
Organism: Mercurialis annua (annual mercury)
Lineage: Eukaryota; Viridiplantae; Streptophyta; Magnoliopsida; Malpighiales; Euphorbiaceae
Product: pentatricopeptide repeat-containing protein At1g05750, chloroplastic
Exons: 2
Coding region: 81-1574 (497 amino acids)
Biological process (GO): RNA modification
Molecular function (GO): RNA binding; protein binding
Source: RefSeq, a predicted model, not a curated record